Myxocyprinus asiaticus (Chinese sucker) is the source of this 11924-nucleotide messenger RNA. It is a transcript of the gene ash1l, whose product is annotated as ash1 (absent, small, or homeotic)-like (Drosophila). Gene Ontology annotation, cellular component: nucleus. The coding region runs from base 461 to 9289 and encodes 2942 amino acids. NCBI's taxonomy places the organism in Eukaryota, Metazoa, Chordata, Actinopteri, Cypriniformes, Catostomidae. Gene Ontology annotation, molecular function: histone methyltransferase activity; DNA binding; chromatin binding. The record is from RefSeq and is a predicted model, not a curated record. The transcript has 27 exons.
GUGAGAAUGCCCGUGCUGUACUGACAGAAACGAUACGGGCUUAGCAGACAUGGAGGCCCGAUUAAAGAGAGAGGCCCAUUCCGAGGCGUCUGAGCACGACUAACGCGGAUCCGGAGGAGGAUUCGUGCGACACACCGGACAAUCACGGCAAUUUCAAGAAAAAUAUCCUGGCGACCAUGCUGUUACGUAUGAAGGGAGGGUUUUGAUCUCAAAUAAUGUGAGCGCCGUUCUGGGCCAUUUUCAAGUUUGAAGGUGAGAGGGCUGGACGCUUUGGAAGGGACAAUAUUGCUUCAACCCACCAAGGAUAUUUUCCCAACCUCUGCUAUACCCCCCUCCCCCUUCCCCUUUAUUCCACUUUCUUCUUCCUACUUUACAUCUUCACAGUCACUCUGUAAGCAACUAUACACACUAGUGAGAACAUCCUGCCCCACUCAAGCCCCCCUUGUUCCACAAAUCACAAAUGGAUCAGAGGACACAGGGGGGGGCUACCACGCCACCCCCCCUCCCUGCCAAUGCCCCCCCAACAGAACGUGAGAAAGAGGGAGUAGGAGGAAAGAAGGAUGAUGAAGAGGAGAAAAAGAAACGAGAGAAUCCAAGAGAUGGGAUGCAGACUGAUAUUUGUGGUGCUGAAAGUGGGACUAGUGACCAGCAGCAGCCACAGCCUCCACAGUUCUCGGUCAAAGAAACCAGUUACUCAGAGGGCAAUGUCAAACUUAAGAUAGGCCUGCAGGCCAAACGCAUGAAGAAGCCUCCUAAGAUCCUGGAGAACUAUGUCUGUCGGCCAGCCUUCCGAGCCACUGUAAGGCAUAGUGGAGGCAGAGGCGGAGGACGUACUAAUCGUGGGGGUGGACCCAGUGAUGGAAGCAGCAACACCUCUAGCCCACCUCGUGGAAAAGAAGGAGAGAAAAGCCCCUCUGUCAACCGAGGAGCCCCUGUAUCAUCUGGCACUUCUGCUGCUAUCUCUCCUGCACCUUCUCUUCCUCCUCCCGUUUCCACCAGCCCAGUCACUUCUGUGAAUGGGAGUGCUCCAGCAAAAAAGGGGCCUCCAAAACUUGCCUGUAAGUCAGAGGGAAAGGCUGAUGUAAAAUCUGUCGCCUCUUCAGAGAGACCCCUUAACCUUCAUCGCCCUGUGACAGAAAGCAAAUCACACUCCUCUGGAAAGAAAAGCCACGUUCCACAAAGCAACUCUGCCCCUGCCGUAUUGCCACCAACAAAAUCCCCAACUGCAGCAUCACCACAGGACCCCAAAACGGACGGGAUCCCAAAAACUCCUCAGUGCAAUUAUGCUGAUGGGCAGAAGGAACAAGAAAGAGGGGUGCCAGCCUGGGGUGCUCCUACAGUCACAGAGAAACUUGCUCAGCUCAUAGCUACAUGCCCGCCUUCAAAGUGCCCUAAACCGAAAGCUCGGAAGGUGUCACCAGCUCCAGCACAAAGUAGCUCACCUCCCUUGAUUUCUAAUCUGCAGCGCCCAGAACGGGCUAUGGCCAAUAGGAACACCUAUUCCAGGGCAGGGCACCUUGCCCCACCACCACCUGUCUCACGGCCCCCAGGUCGCCCUUAUGGGUCCAAAAACAAAGACAGUAUCCUGGAGAAAAUAUCUGUGACCUCUAGAAAAGAGGAAUCUGAUGGACUUUCAAAAGGAGUUACUAGUAGCAACAGCAGCACAACCACCACCACUAGUACUGCACUGUCUCAUAGCAGUAGUCGUUUGACAACAACCAUAAACUAUAGCACUGACAACAGUUCCACCAAUGGAAUUAAAUCUCUGUCUCGUCUUGGGCAUUGCCCAUCUCAUUCUUCCUCCAUACCUUCUCUUUCUUUACCUACUUCCUCAUCUUCAUCCUCCUCCAUGGAGAGGAUAGGAAAUGCUGGUGGUCACAUUGGUUUGCCAGGCUCCCUAGGAUCACGGCCUAGAGCAAGCCCCUCCCAAAUAGAGGAGUUUUCUGAGAAAGACAAAGAGCGUGACAAAGACAUGGACAGUCCUAGAGAUUUAAGUAAGGGCUCCACUCCGGCUAUUCUAGGGAAGCAGGAUGCUAAAGAAAGAUGUUCUCUGUCAGCUCUCCGAGGUGAGAGGGGUAAGAGCUUAAGCCCAGAGUCCUCCAAAUGCACUAGUUCACCUUCUAACUCUUAUGGUGCCAGCAGGAGCCCACCUCCACUCUGUGAUGACACUGGGGCUAUAUCUCCCGCGUCACCAGCCGAACAGGAUUCUAAGCCCCUUAAGAAGCGGCGAGGACGACGACCUCGCUGGACUAAGGUGGUCAGUCGCACCCAGAAACCAUUACAAGAAGCUGCUUCUAACCAUCAGACACCCACUGCACUUUUGCCUUUAGGUCUUGCCCCCUCAUCCCCUAUUCGUCGGCCUGUGGGACGGCCUCCUAAUGCUAAUCGUGUACCCCCUGUUGUUACAGAACUUUUUGCAUCUCCACUGAAGAAGAGGGGACGUCCCAAGUCCAAAAUGCCUCGGUUAGAUGCACCUGCACAAGGCCGUCCCCCAAACAAACUGGUCCCCUCAAAAGUGUUCACCAUGCUUAAGUCAAAAGAAGAGCAGGAUCCCCCUGUUUUGCAACCUGAAGUGGACUUGAAUCCACCUAAACCCAUGCCAAGAAAGCGAGGGCGUCCUAAACGUUUACCUCCAACCCUUCCACAAGAAACUCAGCCUCCAACUCUUGCUCCUGAGUCAGGGGAUGCUUCAGUUGGUGACAAAACUUUUCGUAAAAAAGGCAAUGGGCAGCUCAUCAUGAAGUCGAUUAUAGGCAAAAUCAAUAAAAUGAAGACCGUGAAAAGGAAUCGGUUCCUCAAUCAGAUACUGCUUGGGCCAAAUUCAGGGCCAGAGCAGGAUGGCUCCAGAAGCUGUGGAAUGCCAGUGCCUGUGGCUGCUACACCGCAGUCUCUUUCAUCACUUGCUGCUACAUUUGGGGGUAAAUUAGGCCCCCAGAUCAAUGUUAGCAAAAAGGGGACAAUAUAUAUGGGUAAAAGGAGGGGUCGUAAGCCAAAAGCAUCCGCCAAUCCCUCCACAGGUGCCCCUACACCCCCUCCUGAACCUUUUUUGUCCCCAAACACAUCCUCCCCACACCAUCUUCACCAGUCACAGGCCUUACAAAACCAGCAACACCAGUUGAUCCAAUCUGAGGUGUUUCCUUCCCCAUCACUCUCACAGUCAAGUGGGGGCCAAAGUCCCAUUAGUGAUGCUAGUUUUGUUGAGCCUGGUUCAGUGCACUUCACAUCCCACCCAAACUGCAGCCAUUCCCAUCAGGGCCACCACUCAUUCUCCUUUCCCCCACCAACUUUUUCAGCCCCCUCUGCUCGCACAGUAGGAAGCUCCACAUCAGCACACCCAUCUCAGAAGAAGUCUUCUUGCCGAGGCUACCACCAUCACCACCACCACUACCGGCAGCACUACCAUUAUCGAAAAUUUUCUCCUCCAAGGCCACUGUUGCCCACGUCCCCUGCUCCUCUAAGUGAGCUAAAGGAAGCCACACCUUCCCCAGUCAGUGAAUCACAAAGUGAAGAGACAGUACCCAGUGACAGUGGCAUUGGAACAGACAACAACAGCACUUCAGACCGUGGGGAAAAGGCAGGUAGUGCCAGUGGCUUAGCUGGUGUAGGGGUCCCACAGGGAAUGGCAAGUGGACUCCUAAUGCCUGGUGUCAUAGGGCCAUCAGUAGGAGUAGGAAUGGGACUCCCCUCCAGAGGUAGGAGGAGGCACUCAUCUUCAGUUCUCUUGGAACGUCCCUCACCUACACCCUCCCCACUUGGAGCUAGAGCAUCACCUGACCCAAGAAGACCACACCCAGCUGCCCCAUCUUCUGCACUGGUUGGACAUAAAGAAAAGCACAAGCAUAAGUGCAAGCGUCGUGGACAUGGCUGCCCAAGUUAUGAUAAACUGAAAAGACAAAAACGUAAACGCAAGAAGAAGUACCUUCAGCUUCGUUCACGGAGGCAAGACCCAGACUUUCUGGCUGAGCUGGAUGAGAUCUGUGUGCAGCUCAGCGAUGUACGAAUUGCUCAUCGCACACCUGCUCUCCGUCUGGGUAGUAGCUUGGGUCAGGGUUCUGGGGCAGCAGGCAUGGGUCGUGGGUCUGGUUUGGGUAGUGCUAGGGCCAGCAGCAGUCUCGGAGGUGGAACCAAUCCACCACCCCAUCACUAUCUGCAUAGAGACCUCUUGCCCACCAUUUUCAGGAUUAAUUUUAGUGGAUAUUAUUCACCCCACCCAGCCUACCCAUGUGAUUCACUUCAUUAUGUCCGUAAGCCUGACCUUAAGAAAAAACGAGGGCGGCCACCUAAGCUCAGAGAAUCUUUAUCAGAGGUACCUUUUGUACCUGGCUUAGGCUUUCCCCUCUCCAGUGGAGGUUUCUAUCACCCCUCUUAUGGUGUCCCAUACUCAUCUGCCCCACUGGGACUUGGCUACUAUCGAGGAUAUUCACCAGCAAGUGCCCUGUACCCCCACCAUCAGGCUCCCCACUCUGGCCCAUCGCACCAUGUGCAUUCACCCUCCUUUCCUCCACCACCACCACCUUCUUAUGUUCAUCAUCAUCACCCGCCUCAUCUGCUUCUUAACCCCUCCAAAUUUCAUAAGAAGAAACAUAAGCUGCUUAGGCAGGAGUAUUUAAGUGGGGGUCGUUCAUCAUUACUCUACCCUGCGAUGUCAUCCGAGCUUUCAUUCGGCUGGCACCACAAACACAAGCAUAGGCAUAAGCACCGUGAUCGCUGUGGAGAAGAGGAGGGUGAUGAUGGGGGUGGAGUUAUAGGUGGUGGAGGAGGUAGAAAUAUAGGAGGUGAGGGUUUAGGGGCAGGAAGAGGGGAGCGAGGAAGUGGAACAGGUAGUGUAGAGUCUCUCCAGCGCUGCCGGUAUGGUCGAGAUGGCUCAGCAGACUCCAGUGCUAACAAACAGACAACUGCUGCUUCUGCCAACUCCCCUUCUUCUUCCUCCACAUCUUCUGCAGAACGGUACAAGCGAAAGGAGGCCUCAAUGUCUUGUCUUGGGCCUUCAAGGUUGUCUUUGGGUAGCGGGAGCCGGGGGCAUCAUCCUGUCGACUCCUGGUUCAGGAUUGGAAGUUCUGAUACUGAUUACUCCAAACUAUCUAGAAACCAGUCCCUUUCUGGGUCUGGUACAUUCUCUGAAGGACAUGCACAAACUCAAUUGGAGUGCUCAGAAAGUGAAGAGGAAGAUGCCACUUCCCUCCUUGAAGAGGCAGAGACCAGCCACCACACCAACUUGUUUGCAUCUGCACUAACUCGUAACUCCUUCAGGGGGAGUCGUGGCAAAAAAGGUGGAACAUCAGAGAGUCCCAGCCUACUGCGGUUGGACCGGACAAUAAGAAGGGAUCGUUCCACAUCUGCAGAGAGAAGAGAGUUGGGGAAUGUAUCUGGCACCCAGAAUCGUGGUGGCCAAUCCAGUGUGUCUGAGGUUUCUGAUGGUCCCCAUCGACACCACCUUUACCACCAUCCUCCUCUAUCCCUGUCUCACUCUUCCUCUUGCCUCUCUCAUUGCACUCUUGACCAGCCUGGAAGCGGGGCACCUCUUCGCCCCUCCAGCCACCAGGCUAGUCCCUCAACAUGCUCCUCCCAGCCUGCAUGCUUUGACUCCUCCCCUUCUCACCACUCCCAUCGUUUAGCCAACCCCCCUCACAAAAACAACCUGCACCAUGUCAACAAGAUCCUCCGUGCAAAGAGGCUCCAGAGACAAGCACGCACAGGAAACAAUGUGGUGAAAAAACGGGGUCCAGGGCGUCCCCGCAAACAUCCACUGCCCUCACCUCCUCCAUCACCUCCACCACAACCAUCUGAACCAGAGAGUCAUCUGGCACCUGACAGGCACAGAGAAGGUUUGCUGUGGGAGGAAGACACUGUGGUUGACGCCAUUGAGUCGGUGGUACAGAGCCAUCGCAGAAAGGGACGUAAGCGAAAAUGUUGGGAGAGAGAGACAGAUGGAGGUAACGAGGAAGAAGAGGAACCAGAGGAAGAGAGAGAAGAAGAGGUAGAAGAGGAAGAGCGGUCAGCAGCUAGAGAGGAGGAAAUUAUGCCAAAAGCUACAACAGAAGGUGGAAAGGGAUGGUUGAUGCAGAAAGAAAUGCAUUGUUUUCCCAGUGCACUGGAGGGAAAACCUGAUGGCCAGUCCACCCCAGAUUGCACAGCCCCCACUUCACUAAAACAAGCCCCAAACACAUCAGUGACCAGCCAACGGGAAAAGAGAGCUGCUAGGCCACCCAAAAAGAAGUUCCAGAAAGCAGGGCUUUACUCUGAUGUUUACAAGACUGAUGAUCCUCGCAGUCAGCUGCUACAGUUAAAAAAGGAGAAGUUGGAAUACACUCCAGGUGAACAUGAAUAUGGCCUUCUUCCUGCUCCCAUUCAUGUUGGGAAAUACUUGAGACAGAAACGCGUCGAUUUCCAGCUGCCUUAUGACAUCCUGUGGCUUUGGAAGCAUGAUCAGCUAUACAAGAGACCUGAUGUGCCUCUCUACAAGAAGAUCAGAUCCAAUGUUUAUGUGGAUGUGAAGCCUCUUUCUGGCUAUGAAGCCACUACCUGUAACUGCAGGCCGCCUGAAGACCGCACUGAUAUGGGCUGUCAGGACGACUGCCUAAACAGGAUGAUCUUUGCCGAGUGUUCUCAGAGUACGUGUCCAUGUGGUGAUCAGUGUGAUAACCAACAUAUCCAGAGGCACGAGUGGGUGCAGUGUCUCGAGCGCUUCCGGGCGGAGGGGAAGGGCUGGGGCAUCCGCACCAAGGAACCCCUACGUUCUGGCCAAUUCAUCAUCGAGUACCUGGGAGAGGUGGUCAGCGAACAGGAGUUUAGGAGUCGCAUGAUGGAGCAGUACUUCUCCCACAGCGGCCAAUACUGUUUGAAUCUGGACAGUGGUAUGGUCAUCGACAGCUACCGCAUGGGAAACGAGGCCCGCUUCAUCAACCACAGUUGCGAACCCAACUGUGAGAUGCAGAAAUGGUCAGUGAAUGGAGUGUACCGUAUUGGUCUGUUUGCUCUGAAAGACAUCAACAGUGGAACCGAGCUGACAUAUGACUACAACUUCCACUCCUUCAACACAGAAGAACAGCAAGUCUGCAAGUGUGGCUCGGAGGGUUGCCGGGGCAUCAUUGGUGGCAAGAGCCAGCGAAUCAAUGGGCUGCCUGGGAAAGGGAGCGGAUCAGGGGGUGGAGCCCGGAGGCUGGGGAGACUGAAGGAGAAACGCAAGUCCAAACACUCACUUAAAAAAAGGGAGGAAGAGUCCAGUGACAGCAGCAAGUUUUACCAGCACCUUUUAAUGAAACCCAUGUCUAACAGAGAGAGAAACUUUGUGUUGAAACAUCGAGUGUUCCUGCUUCGGAACUGGGAGAAAAUGAGGGAGAAACAGGAACUUCUGAAGAGAGAGGGAGAGAGAGAGCGAGAGAGGGAGAAUAGCGGCCUCUCUCUUUACACUCGCUGGGGAGGAGUCAUCCGUGAUGAUGGCAACAUCAAAUCAGAUGUGUUUCUGACACAGUUUUCAGCGCUACAGACGUCACGCUCAGUCCGCACACGCAGACUUGCAGCAGCCGAGGAGAACACAGAAGUUACUCGCACUGCACGCCUGGCACACAUCUUCAAAGAGAUCUGUGAUAUGAUCAUGAGCUACAAGGAUUCAUCUGGUCAGACUCUUGCUGCUCCACUGCUUAACCUGCCUUCUAGGAAGAGGAACAUGCAGUACUAUGAGAAGGUCACGGAUCCACUAGACCUCAGUACAAUAGAGAAGCAGAUCCUCACUGGACACUACAAAACCGUCGAGGCCUUUGAUGCAGAUAUGCUCAAAGUGUUUCACAAUGCUGAGAAAUAUUAUGGGCGCAAGUCGGCUACAGGUCGUGACGUUUGCCGAUUGCGGAAGGCGUAUUACGGUGCUCGUCACGAGGCUGCUGUCCAAAUUGAUGAGAUUGUUGGCGAGACAGCCAGUGAAGCAGACAGCUCUGAUUCGCUGGAGAGAGACCACGCCAACCACCAUGAAGGAGGAGGCAGCCAUGAUAAAGAUGACGAUGUUAUCCGCUGCAUCUGUGGCAUGUAUAAGGAUGAGGGGCUCAUGAUUCAGUGCGAGAAGUGCAUGGUGUGGCAACACUGUGACUGCAUGCGUUUAGAAGCAGAGGUGGAACAUUAUCUGUGUGAGCAGUGUGAACCUCGCCCAGUGGACAAGGAGGUCCCAAUGGUGCCGCAGCCCAGCUAUGCCCAAUCAGGAUCCAUCUACUAUAUCUGCCUGAUCCGUGAUGACUUGCUAUUACAUCAGGGUGACUGCGUGUAUCUAAUGAGGGACAGCAGACGAACACCAGAAGGCCAGCCGGUGCGUCAGUCAUACCGUCUUUUGUCUCACAUUAAUAGAGACAAACUGGACAUCUUCCGUAUCGAGAAACUCUGGAAAAAUGAAAAGGGUGAGAGGUUUGCCUUUGGGCAUCACUACUUCCGUCCUCAUGAGACGCAUCACUCGCCUUCCCGCCGCUUCUAUCAUAACGAGCUUUUCAGAGUGCCUCUUUAUGAGAUCAUACCACUGGAGGCGGUGGUGGGGACCUGCUGUGUACUGGACCUGUACACGUACUGCAAGGGUCGACCGAAGGGGGUCAAAGAACAGGAUGUUUACAUCUGUGACUACCGCUUGGAUAAAUCUGCACACCUCUUCUACAAGAUCCACCGCAACCGGUACCCAGUGUGCACCAAACCCUAUGCAUUCAACCACUUCCCUAAGAGACUCGCGCCCAAGAGGGACUUCUCACCUCACUAUGUGCCGGACAACUACAAGCGGAACGGCGGUCGCUCUGCCUGGAAGAGCGAACGGCCUAAAGGUGCAUCGACCUGCGAUGAAGACCCCUCCCCCAGUGCAUCAUGUGACCGGCUGUCCGUCACCUUCUCAAAAGACGGGGAAGAGGAUGGAGAGAGGGGAGUGGAGGGAGACAUGGACACCACACAGGGGGACUCCAGCACCCCCAUUCCCUUGCUAUCCACAUCACAGGAAAGAAAGUCGGGUGGGGAUGAGGAAGAUGUGGAAGAAGAAGAGGAAGGUGAGGAGAGGAGGGAGCUGGAGGAGGGCUCUCGGGAGAAAACAGGAGGACGAGACGUGUUGCACGCCCCAUCCUCUUCCUCCCUUUCAUCUUCACCUCUUCAUCCAUCCAUCCUGGGCAGGAGGGAAGCGCAAAGAGAGCGACUGAACAAAAUUCUGCUAGAUCUGUUGCACCGAGCACCCAGCAAGAACGCGAUAGAUGUGACGUAUCUUCUCAAGGAAGGCUCUGGUCGCCGCCUUCGACGACGGACACUUGGACUGAGCGAAUUUAUUUGCAGGAAGUAAUGCACAUAAUUUUCUGCCAAGCACGAUUGCAGAGCAGCAGAAGAAGAGGGUAUAUAAUAUAGAGGUGCAUGGCUGGGCAACACCAAAAAAGAGGGGAGAACGGAAGAGGGAGGCGACACCAAGGGCACGAAGUCUCUCCUGUUCAUAUUUAAAUCCAGCAGUCUCACUUUCUAAAGGAACUACAAGAGAGACCAUCCCUAGGCUCAUGCACUGAGGACAUGCAAUUUUCCAGCUGUCGAAAAAUUUGUCACCUUGAUGAGUUUAAAAAGAAUGACAAGUGUCAGACAUAGGAAAAUGUACUUGCCUAAGCCUUGAAAUUCAAGUUGAACUGUCGUAAAUAAACUAUGAUUGAACUUUUGACCUUUGUCAAUCAAAAGUCUCCUAUGACUGUCUGUUGACGGAGGUUGAAGUUUCUAAAGGAAGCGUGUGGUACUAAAUUUAUCCUUUGAGGGUCAAAUACAUUCGGCUGCAAGUGGAAAAUUGGAGACCAGCGCCCCCUUGUGGUCUAUAGUGGAAAAGACUUGAGAUCACCCUAGAAAGGACCAGGAUAAAUACGCAAAUAGGACAAAGGUGGUUCUGUGUAGUGCACAUACACACUGCCCAUAGACUGAGAGGAGAGCUGAGCUGAGAGAGAACGUUUGCUAACUGCACUUUUUAACAACACUGACAUCAUUCGCUCCCGGAGAUGUAUGGAUAAAGAUACACUAACACUCGCGCAGUAUUGAUCAGUGCUGUACGAAAAAGCAAAACAAAUAAGUGUAUUACCCUCUUUUUUUUUUUCUUUUCUUUUUUUUUAUACUGUAAUUAUAUUAGGAAUGGAGCACGAUGGGGAUGGGGGUGACGGGAGGGGGGAUCGGAUCCAUAUUUGUGAGCUCGGGAAUGGGUUGGAAUGUUUCGCUUUUGUUAUUGUGGGCAUUGUAAUUGGUUAGAGUGGCUGCCAGCCCCGCCCCCUUUUUUAAAGUAUUUAAUUCACCAGCUCCAAAAAAAUAAAAAAAAUAAAUCUAUCAGUGGAGGUGCGCUGGCUUUAUAUACCACCUUAGAAUGCCAUGAUCUUAACCGCUUUUGUUUAUGGUAGUGUGUGCGAUUGUGUAUGGUGUUUGUGUGUGCGUGUAUGAGUGUGAGCCCAUACUGACAAUAUAAAUACAAAAGAGGAAAAAAACUAAGAGCUUGAUAGCAGUUAAUAAACAGUUAAAAUCAUGAUCAUAAGAGCUUAAUGUAUCAUGUGAUGUCAUAUUUUUUGUGAGUGGCUUGUGGGGGGUGGGAAGGUUUGAGGAGGGUUCGAGGUUUUAGUGUUUUUUUUACUUUUCUCAUUUUUUUAAAUGGCCUUUCAGGUUGCCAUGGAGAAUGUUUAUAAACAAAAUUAUGAGAUUUGCCCUUAAUGCAUCAGCUAUGACAGAUAAGUAUUUCCAGCCCUUAGAUGCACAGAAAAAAAAACUGACAAAGUAAAGAAACGUGUAUAGUGCCAAGCUAUGUGUAUAUAUACAGAUGGGGAAAUGUGAGAGAUGUCUCCAAAAGCAAUAUCUUGAUAAUGGAUUUUGUGUAUUGUAUUGUACAGGAUUCAGCCCCAUAUGUAUUAUUAUUAUUAUUACUACCAUUCUUACGAUUAUUAUGCGAGUGUGGCCAGAACUGUCACAUGUAACCUUACAAGUGGACAAGAAAGUGGCAGACAUAAUGAUUAAUAAUCGCAACAAUUUCUGGCAACAAAGGAAAUCAUCUUAAAUCUUGUUACCCAAAAACAUUAAUUUAGCAGACUGCGAGAGGGAGGGUUGUCAAAUGGACUUUGCUGAAGGGGGCCUCGCAAUGACCCCAAACCUGGCACCCGUCACUGUAAUAAUUAAUAUUAACAUUAUUAUAAUUAUUGUUAUUACUUUUGAGGAGAAAAAGAUAUAAUGUUCCUCGUUUUUUGCUGCAAAGUGUUGAACACUAAAAAAACAAACCAACAUGAAAAUGUAAAAUGAUAUUUUGGAAAAUGACAGAACAAAAGAAGCUGUUGACCCAAUAUCAUGUUCUUAAUCUCCUUUUUAAUUUUCUUUUUUUUUUUUUUUUUUUUUUUAUAAUAAAAAAAAAUGGUUUUGUUUUUGUGAUAGCGGUCAUAAAUAUAAUGCUUGUAUAUCUUGUAUUUGUGUGUUUUUGUGUGAUUCGUUUAGCUAUUUUUUGACAAUCACAAAAUAAGAUGCAAGCAUUGUAUAUGGACAGACUGGCAGGCAUUUUGUGAUGUUGUGUACAGUUUGUCGAAACUUCUUCCACUCUGAUUCAAAGUUUGUAAUUAUAAAGUCAUGAAAAUGCUGUUGAUUUUUACUGUUUUUGUUUUGUUUUAUAUUCUAUUUGUUUUGUUUGUUUUUUAAUAAAAAAGCACUACAUUAUUGUGAAUAUACUUGCCUGUUGCUCAUACAUUUAGCACAGAAUCUGUGAUGCAGUUCAUUACUAGGUUAUAACCAUUAUUACUCCAGUUAUACAGACAAAUCGUAUUUUAAUUGUAUGGACAGUCAAUACAUCUUCAAAUAAAGUGCAUUUUAACUAUUGCUUAGCACAUUGACAUUGUGUACCAUCAUUUGAAUGACAAAGUAUAUUAACAAUGAUAACGCUUAGCAAAAUCAGUAUAUCAUUAUUAAAUGUCCUCAUCUGAUUAACCACA